UUUUAUGCUUGAAAAUUUUUAUUUAGGCAAAAAAUACAUGCACAACACGUGUGUUCCAGUCCUCAGGUCUUGUUAAUAUAAAAUAUCAAAAUAUAAAAAUAGUUUUCAAAUCACAUCAGUUGUAAUAACGGUCCAAAUCAACCAUCAUAAUUUUUUUUUUAAUUUUCAAUUUUAAUAUAACUGCUUAUAUGCUGUCAUUGAAGAAGUAGUAAACACAUUUUAUAGCUAUAAACUUUUAAGGAGGCGUGGCUUUGCGUAAAAUACGUAAUGAUCGUCAUUUGUGACCAAUCAGCAAUCUUAUUAUUAUUAGUAGGCGUGUACUUGGUCAUUCGGACCAAUCAGAGCGGAGAAUGGUGCUACGUCACUGGGAAAUCAAAGUUGUUGUAGAGCGCGUCCGGGUAGGAGAUGUGAAAAGUAGCUGGUGGGUAAAAGAGAGAAACCAAGCAGCGACUCGUGGAAAGCUUCCACGCUCCGGAAUAAAAAAAUCACAGUAAAUAAACGUUUUAUCAUCUAAAGACGCUUUUGACUGGAUUAUAGCACAAAUAAGCUCCGAUAUGGAUUGAAUAUCGUUGGACUACUAACGAUGUUAAUGUCGUCACACGCCUAGCUUUCUCCAUUCAUUUCUUACAGUUUUGCUAUCAAGUGAGGAUUAAAUUUUUUAAUCCACUCGAGAUGACGGAAAUCAACGAGAAGGAGAGUGAACCACAGCACCGGGACCUCCAACGACCGCAAGCCACUGUGCCAAGCCAGCCGGAAUCAAAGCUCCAGCGACUGAAGCGCUCCCUGUCCUUCAAAUCAGUCAUGCGCAGCAAGAGCAUGGACAACUUUUUUCAGCGCAGCAACGGCGAAGCACGUCCGCCUUGCACGCUCAUUGUCCCCGCGGCCCCACCGCCGUCGCCUCCCCCGUGUUCAGAAUCCUCCUUCUCUCCGUCCGCCAGCCCCAACCCUUCUCUCACCGAGUCGUCCCACUCUCCGUCCAUCAGUCCCUCGUCGUCUCUCACCUGCAAGAGUCUACCCAAGUCUCCUUGUCAGCCCACAGCUCCACCCAAGACUCAUUGUUUCCAGGAACACGUCUUCCGGAGGCCGACGAGCUGUGAGCGAUGCAAACAUAUAAUCCAAGGCAACUCCAAGCAAGGACUGCGUUGUAAAGUCUGCAAGCUCGCCGCUCACCUCUGGUGUUCUUCUGAGCUCUCCCAGCAACCCUGCAUGGGCAAGACAGGAGCUUUUAAAAGGAACUUCAGCUCACCGCUACUAACCACCGACUCGCUGGGUGUGGUCAGGGAGGCUCCCGAUACGCAGGUGGCCGACAACAUCAAUGUGGACCCUGUGUAUGAAGCGCUGCGCUACGGGACGUCGCUGGCUCAGAUGAGCCGUUCCAGCUUUGGAAGCAUCUCGGAGUCACCGUGUGACGAGGCGGAGAAGCUUCCAGACAAACUCGGGAAUCAGCCCAUCACUGAAGAGGAGCCCAUUCCAGGAAUGCUCACCCCUCCUGAAAGCGAGAAAGCGGACUCAGAAGAGCGGGUCAGCCUGAAGACGAAAUCCUUCUCGCAGACUCCUAAGCGUGUUGCGAUCCACUCCAUCCACACCUAUGUGGCUCUCUAUAAGUUCCUGCCUCAGGAGAAGAAUGACUUGGAGCUACAGCCCGGGGAUCGAGUCAAAGUCACAGACGACUCGAAUGAGGACUGGUGGAAGGGGAAAAGCCGAAACAAAGUGGGAUAUUUCCCUGCCAACUUUGUCCAACGGGUGCGCCCUGGUGAACGCGUGUGGAAGGUCACGUCAAGUUUCCACGGCAACCGAGACAAAGGCCAGAUGACGGUGAAAGAAGCCCAGAUCUGUGUUGGAAAAAACGAGGACACUGACGGCUUCCUGCGUUUGAGCUGCGGGAAGAAGCGAGGCUUGGUUCCUGUGAACAUUGUCCUUGAAAUAUGACCGCUUUUUAUUAGCUAUUUAUAUUCAUAAUAAUAAUAAUAAUAAUAAUAAUAAUAAUAAUGAUACUCGUUAGAGGAAUCUACAAAUGUUUUUUUGACUUUGCUUGACAUUUUUUUAAAUGCCCGAAUCCUAACGCAGCAGCAGCAGCAAGGGGGGGGGCUUUCUUUCGAGAUACUUAUAAGUCACUCACUGUGGGGGAAAUGUAGCACCACUUUGAGGAAAAUGUGGAAAAAUGUGAAAGAAGUUUGGCUACCUCACCGAGAAAAAAAAAAAAAAAAAAAGCUCGAUCAGGCUUUUUGAAGCAUACGGAACUGAAACAAGUGCGUUUAACGAGAUAACGAGAACGGCGAUAACGAGAACUGGGUUUUAAAAGCUAUGGACGGCCAUUGUUGUUCGAUCAUUCACAUAAUAACUACAUAUUACAUACUGUACUGUACAUGUACAAAACUACUGAGUACCUUCUGAUACCUUACACAAAAACAAGAGGUUUCUACGCUAUGUUAUGGCACGCCGCUCUCUCUUCACGUUCACAUGUGUUCCCUUUACACUUGUUCAUAAAAGCCACACUUCCAAUCUGCCUUAUCAGCCGGUUAUUUAUAUCAUCGUAUAAUGUCUGUUUAUGAGAAUGUGCUUCUUUUCCUCCAUGAAAGUGCAGCACAGCAAAAACAUAAUCCCUAACACGGUGUCACAAAGGAGACGUCGGCUGUCAAACGUUCCUCUCUCUCGCUCUCUCACAUUGCAUCCGUCAAAUGCACUGUAUGAAUGACAGACAACUUCUUUUUUUUUUAAUUCCAAUCCACUUUAUUUAUAUAGCACAUUUUAUAAACAGAGUUUCCAAAGUGCUGCACAGACUAGUAAAAUAAAAAGUACAAAUAAAAUACAAUAAAUAAAAAAAACAAAGGUACAAAUUGAACUUAAUCCAAAAAUAAAAGAUCAUUUAAGAAAUAAAAUAAUAAAAUAGAUAUUAAAAUAUUAAAAACAAGAAGCUUUUGAUGUUUGUAGCCUUUUUUACUUGGGAGGGGCAAAGAGUUCCAUAGUUUGGCACCCACCACAGAAAAGGCUCGGUCUCCCCUGGUUUUAAGUCUCGUCUUGGGCACCACAAGUUGGAGCUGGCCCUUGAUUUUAAGAUUUUAUUGUUUGAUUUUAUUUUAUUCGUCUCGGACCUCAUGCAAAUUUACUCUCCAGCGCUGUCACUGAGGUCCGAGACGAAUAAAAUAAAAUCAAACAAUAAAAUCUUAAAAUCAAUCCUAAAGCGAACAGGCAAUUGUCAAAUUGUCAAAUUCCACCGCGCUUGUUCCUGAUUAAGUCGAUCACCGUUAAUUUACCGUAUCUCACCAAAGUGAGUUUACACCUCUCACAUUUCCGCAACCGUUUAUCUUCUCAAGGGACAUUACUAUUGACAUGAAACUUGAAUAUGAUCAUAGAUUUACUGUACUCCUAAAAUAUGUCAAGUGAGUGCUCCUUGUCUCACUGCUGCAUGAGUGCUACCGGCAUGGGGGGAGAUGUGGUUUUCAUUGACGGAAACAUGAAUUACUACAUAUACCGUGACACUGGCAACACAUGAGAGCACAUCUCGUAGUGUUUAAUAUUUAAUGUUAGCAUCUUUGACUUGUUACCCACUUCUGUGGAAAUCUACCCUACACAAGCUGCACUCUGACUACUCUGAAGUAAACUUAUCAGAGAUGAGGAUGCUGAGGUUCUCAUUGGGAGUGACCAGGAUAGAUAGGAUCAGGAAGGAGUACAUCAGAGGGACAUUACAUGUUAGCCGGAGGUAGCAGAGAUGAGGAUGCUGAGGUUCUCAUUGGGAGUGACCAUGAUGGAUAGGAUCAGGAAGGAGAACAUCAGAGGGAUAGUACAUGUUAGCCAGAGGUAGCAGAGAUGAGGAUGCUGAAGUUCUCAUUGGGAGUGACCAGGAUGGAUAGGAUCAGGAACGAGUACAUCAGAGGGACAUUACAUGUUAGCCAUUGGUAGCAGAGAUGAGGAUGCUGAGGUUCUCAUUGGGAGUGACCAGGAUGGAUAGGAUCAGGAACGAGUACAUCAGAGGGACAUUACAUGUUAGCCGGAGGUAGCAGAGAUGAGGAUGCUGAGGUUCUCAUUGGGAGUGACCAUGAUGGAUAGGAUCAGGAAUGAGUACAUCAGAGGGAAAUUACAUGUUAGCCGGCGGUAGCAGAGAUGAGGAUGCUGAGGUUCUCAUUGGGAGUGACCAGGAUGGAUAGGAUCAGGAAUUAGUACAUCAUUGGGACAUUACAUGUUAGCCAGAGGUAGCAGAGAUGAGGAUGCUGAGGUUCUCAUUGGGAGUGACCAGGAUGGAUAGGAUCAGGAAUGAGUACAUAAUUGGGACAUUACAUGUUAGCCGGAGGUAGCAGAGAUGAGGAUGCUGAGGUUCUUAUUGGGAGUGACCAUGAUGGAUAGGAUCAGGAAUGAGUACAUCAGAGGGAAAUUACAUGUUAGCCGGCGGUAGCAGAAAUGAGGAUGCUGAGGUUCUCUUUGGGAGUGACCAUGAUGGAUAGGAUCAGGAAGGAGUUAAUUUUGGUCUCUAUUAUAUAGUAUUGGCCUUUGAGAAGAUUCAAUAUACUGUAAUAAAGGUGGUUCUUGAAAUGUGGUGUCAGCAAUAAAUGUAUAUACAACAUGAUUUCUAUGAUAUUUGUGUAUAGCCUUAAGUAAUAUGCUGACUAAGGGCAUUCAUAUCUAAAUUAUAUCCAAUUAUUCUAUACUCAAUCUACAGUAUUUAUUUACGUUUAGCCAAAAACACUAUGCACACCGGAUUUACAGUCGCUCAUUUGUGUGUUUUUAGCCACGUGUGUGUCAGCAACAUAACACAACAUGGGCUCAGGAUCACGUUUAGCCGCCGGCCUUCUUCUUCUUCUUCUUCUUCUUCUUCUUCCGGCUACUGUCUCGCCUCCACUCGGCAUCAAUAAAGUCCGACAAACCCUCAAGUUCACGUGUCAUGUUUUUCUUUAUCACAUGGAUUGGGUUGUUGACAUUUUUAAAUCAAAUACUGUGUCAUUACUGUAACAGAGCAGACAUGGUAUCUGUAAAGCUGUAAUGCGAUGCGCUUGUGAUCAACUUCUUUUACCACAAAAUAAUAAUAAUAUACAGUAACUAUCAUUUAGAAAUGUUUAAUGCAAUUAUGUCCUUGAACGCACCAUCUACUGUUCUCCCAUGCACAGAUAGACUACUAUGCUGUAUUUUCCC
This is a messenger RNA of Doryrhamphus excisus (bluestripe pipefish), 5124 nucleotides long. The record is from RefSeq and is a predicted model, not a curated record. Lineage: Eukaryota; Metazoa; Chordata; Actinopteri; Syngnathiformes; Syngnathidae.